This is a messenger RNA of Phasianus colchicus (ring-necked pheasant), 2613 nucleotides long. Lineage: Eukaryota; Metazoa; Chordata; Aves; Galliformes; Phasianidae. The record is from RefSeq and is a predicted model, not a curated record.
CUAGAGGUGGCUCUUUCUGUCCUCUGCAAAGGUGAAACACUGGGUGCAAAACAGAAAUUCUCCAUGAUGUUUUGGUUGCUUUUAGUACUCACUGUGCUUUGUUACAAUACAUAGGCUUCUGUGUUUGCUGUAUUUUAUUUGUAUUUUCAGUAAAGCAUACUGCAACUUCCGUUUCCCUGUGCCAGAGGGUCAGAGCUUAAAGAAGGGCUCAAAGUUUGUUACUACCUGGGUUAGGGAAAUCUGGUUGCUUGUGUUGCUUGGUUUUAAAAAGAGGGAAAGAGAUCACUUGAUCAGUCAGCAAGACCACAUGACAAGCAGCUGAAUGUAAUUAGGUGGGCAGGGAAGUGGUGCGGGCCACAGCUCUGCAUGCCAGUGCCAGUUUUAGAGCUAUUCUUCUAAGCUACGCUGUUUUGGUUUUAUUUUCUUGGUCUGUUGAUAUUAUUUGCAGAUGAUUAAUGCCUCUUUCUGCAUGACUAUGGUAUUCAAGAGAUCUGGGCUGGAUCAGGAAGCUCUGUGCUGAGGUACCCCUGGAGAGCUACAGGUCCACUUGCAGCUGUUAAGCAUAGGUGUCUCCUGAAUUCUCACUAUGUCUGAUGGGGACUAUGAUUACCUCAUAAAAUUCCUAGCACUCGGUGACUCUGGAGUAGGAAAGACCAGCCUUCUUUACCAGUAUACAGAUGGCAAAUUUAAUUCCAAGUUUAUCACAACCGUGGGCAUUGACUUCCGGGAAAAGAGAGUGGUAUACAGACCCAAUGGGCCAGAUGGCGUUGGUGGCAGAGGGCAGAGGAUACAUCUUCAGCUCUGGGAUACUGCAGGGCAGGAAAGGUUUCGUAGCUUAACAACUGCUUUCUUCAGAGAUGCCAUGGGGUUUCUUCUACUCUUUGAUCUGACAAAUGAGCAAAGCUUCCUUAAUGUCAGGAACUGGAUAAGUCAGCUACAAAUGCAUGCGUAUUGUGAAAACCCUGACAUUGUAUUAUGUGGAAACAAAAGUGAUCUGGAAGACCAACGAAUGGUGAAAGAAGAAGAGGCUAAGGAACUUGCAGAAAAAUAUGGGAUACCAUAUUUUGAAACCAGUGCAGCUAAUGGGAAUAAUGUAAGCAAAGCCAUUGAUACACUGCUUGACCUCAUCAUGAAGCGCAUGGAGCGAUGUGUGGAUAAAUCCUGGAUCCCAGAAGGGGUAGUGCGUUCCAAUGGGCACAGUUCUACAGAACAAUUGAGUGAGGAGCAAGAAAAAGGCAAAUGUGGCUGUUGACUCAGCUACAAUUAAAUUUAAUGUACAUGCUAAAUUAUAGUACAGUUGCAGCUUAACUGUUUAACUUAUAGACAAAUCACAUCUCAUAGUUAUGUAAUGAGCAUUAUUAACUUUUGAUAAUAAUUUUUGUGCUUUUCUCUCAAACAACAUUGACUUUUGUUUGCAAGGUGUGCAGUUCAUUAGUGAUGGGACAAGUUCAUCAGUUUGAUGUAGUACUGCAUAUUCCCUAAAUUCUCUACUUUGGAAGGAAGGGGAGGACUUUUAAUUAAGAAGUGUAAAAGCAUCUUUAUGUAUGGGCAGUAAGAAAAGGUAGGUUUCUGAAAUAAGGAUUUUCAUUUGCUCCUUGAAGGCUCCAUUAACUCCAAAGACAAAACAUUUAGAUUAGAUAUUGUGACUACUCUUAGUGUCUGCAGACUAGCAAGCUUACCAACAUGGUUCUUGAGUCUGUUUUAACAGAAACAUUUAAUUAUUUCAUCAAUCAAUGACAAUCAUAGCGAGCAAAUCUUGUCUUUUUUGCAAAAGCCUGUAAGUAACUUUGCAUUUUUUUCUCAAACCAUCAGUAUUUAGUGAUAAAAGCCAAAAGAAAGAUAUUUUACAUAGAAUGAAAAACUUCUUAGAGAAGCACAGGGAUGCAUAUGUAGAGCACUUUUUGUAGGUCACGAAUGUGAAUGUUUAAACUACAACUGUACUAUAUAAAAUAUAGUCAACAGAGCCUGCGAGACCUCCUGCCAUCAUUUGAAUUUCUAGAACAUAUGUAUACAUAUAUUGAUAUGUCAGUGGUGUAAGUGUAUAUCUGUUAUGUUCUUUGCUAUUGUUUUAACAGGAGUAGGGUAAUGUAGAUGUCAGCAAAAUUUCAUCUGAAAUAGUGCUUUGUACUGAGGUUUUUUUUGUUUUUGUUUUUAAACCAAACACUGAUUUGGAAUGUUUCUUCAAAUAUGGAUUGAGAAACGAAUAGUGAUUGAUUGUUUUCUGGUGAAAGAGAUACCAGUUCUAUCUAAAUCAGUAUUUCUAUAAAUUUAUAAUGCUUAUUUUCUGCUGCCAACCUUUGUGUCCUGUACAUCUUGGUUAUCAUAUAUUCACUUAUGGCUUGUUAAUUUCCUUAAAAAUGAAUAGAGUUACUCCUCCUCCCCCCUCUCCCUUACAGAUCACAUGAAUGUCAAUUCUGGUUUUGGUGGAUCAUGUUAUUCUUCAAUCGUUCUUAUUUAUUCUUAUGACAACCUGAAGAACAAUCAGUAUUUUGUUGGUGUUUUUUUCUUUUUUCCAGACAGAUUUAUAAGAUGUGCCUACCAACUUGUUUUCUACCCUGGCAGAUGUUGUAUAAAUCAAAAGUAUUGCCAAUUAAAGUCAACACACCAAACUGA